This is a messenger RNA of Aspergillus affinis, 1803 nucleotides long. RefSeq names its product cystathionine gamma-synthase. Gene Ontology annotation, biological process: transsulfuration. The record is from RefSeq and is a predicted model, not a curated record. NCBI's taxonomy places the organism in Eukaryota, Fungi, Ascomycota, Eurotiomycetes, Eurotiales, Aspergillaceae. The transcript is spliced from 5 exons. Gene Ontology annotation, molecular function: cystathionine gamma-synthase activity; pyridoxal phosphate binding. The coding region runs from base 1 to 1803 and encodes 600 amino acids.
AUGCUCCAGGACGCGGGGGGCACUGUUCCCCCUAACACCGACCAUGCAGUCAGUGUGUCGCUGCCAACAUGGAAAGACAAUGUCGCCUAUGAAGAAGGAGAACCCUGGCUUAUCAACAAGAUGCAAUGUGGCUAUCCUCGAUUUUUUGUGCAUCCGAUCAUCCAGGAGCUAGCAAAGGAGGUGGUGCUACGCCACGGAAAGCCAGACACAGAAACUGUCAUGCUGUUCCCGUCCCCUAAUACGGCACGAGUCUGCUAUUCGUUUUUCCUUUCGAGAUUAUCCGGCGCCGAAUCGCAAAAUGUUCGUAUAGUGGAUCUUGCUCCCCCUCCUCACACGGAAACCGACUCCCCUACUGUCACCUCGCGUUUGUCGGGUGUAAUAUUUCCAAAGGAGUAUUUCCCAAUUGCCAAGCAAGUGUGGCAGCACACUGGAAGUGGUGUAUCAAGUCGCCGAGGUGAAUUCUGUCUUGGCGCUUUGCGAGAUGGCUACCUGCAGGAGAAAAAGGACAUUGGCUUGGAAACGACAGCACCAAGAAUUUGCAAGGGCCCACGGAGGUACCAAGGAAAGGACUCGGCCACCGAACUCGUUCGAGGGAUAGGGUCACAGUCCACGGCACCGAAUCCAUCCGCCGCACCCAAUGGAUCACAGGAAGGGCGCGAAUAUGCUCAGUUCAUUGAAGAACGGUUUGGCCGGAAUCUAAGCACCUCUCUAUCCCAACAAGCCAAAUUGGCCGUUCGCAAACGGAUAGCAGGCGUUCUAACUGCAGAUGUCGAUCUGAGCGAAGCUCUGCAAAAGACUGCCGGGGUAGGUAGAGUAGCAGGUUUGAGCGAGUCUGACGUUUAUGCCUUUCCAACAGGCAUGAACGCUAUCUUUAGUACGCAUCAGAUGCUACUUAGUUCAAGGGGUGCUAUGAAAAGCGUGUGCUUUGGAUUUCCAUACAUUGACACACUAAAAACUCUGGAGAAAUGGGGACCCGGCUGCUUAUUCUACGGACACGGCUCAUCUGAGGAUCUAGAUGACUUGGAGUCGCGUUUAAAUAAUGAUGAAAGGUUCCUGGCGCUUUUCACCGAGUUUCCUGGAAAUCCACUACUGAAAUCGCCUGACCUUCGACGGAUUCGUGCCCUCGCUGAUAAAUAUGACUUCGCGGUUGUUGUAGAUGAGACGGUGGGCAACUUUCUCAAUGUCAAUGUUCUACCAUACGCCGACGUCGUCGUCAGCAGUCUGACAAAAAUAUUCAGUGGGGAUAGCAAUGUCAUGGGAGGAAGUGCUGUUCUCAACCCUCAUGCUCGGCACUAUCAAGCAUUGAAGGAAACGUUUUCUCGAGAAUAUGAGGAUAACCUGUGGGCAGAGGAUGCUGUUUUCCUGGAAAGGAACAGUCGUGAUUUUGUGUCCAGGAUUGAAAAAAUUAACACAACCACAGAGGAGAUAACAGAGAUGUUAAGGAACUCGUCGCUCGUUAAACAAGUUUAUUAUCCGAAAUACAGCCAAUCGAAGCCAUUUUAUGAUGCGUUUCGUACUCCUAAUGGUGGUUAUGGCGGUCUCUUCUCUGUCACCUUCCAUUCAACAGCUGCUGCGGCCGCUUUCUUCGAUGCCCUUGAGGUCCUGAAAGGGCCUAGCCUUGGCACAAAUUUUACCUUGGGCUCGCCAUACACCCUUCUAGCCCACUAUAGCGAACUUGACUGGGCGAAAUCCUUUGGGGUGGAAUUUGACUUGGUCAGGAUAAGUGUUGGCCUGGAAGACAUACCGGAUCUCCGUGGCCGAAUCCAAAAAGCCCUAGAUGCUGCGGCAAGUGCUCAGGCAUAG